AUGAACAAUGCCUCUUCUCCUGCGUUUGAGUUCCCUUUCCUAGAGGAGUGUUUCUCUUUCCGUGAUACUGUUGGGCAGAAGAUCAUUGAAUCAUCUAGGACGGAUGAUAGAGAUGCCUUCUAUGUCUGUGACUUGGGGGAUGUUCUUAAGAAACACCUGCGCUGGAUGAGUGCCCUGCCUCAAGUCAGUCCUUUCUAUGCUGUCAAGUGCAAUGACAGUCGGGCAGUCGUUACAACACUGGCAUCCCUAGGCACUGGAUUUGACUGUGCGAGCAAAACAGAGCUUGAGCUGGUUCUGUCUCUGGGAGUGGAUCCAAGCAGAAUCAUCUAUGCCAACCCCUGUAAGCAAAUUUCUCACAUCAAAUAUGCGUCUGCCCAUGGGGUCCAGAUGAUGACCUUUGAUAGUGAAGAAGAACUCAUAAAAGUGGCCCGUUGUCAUGACAAAGCUAGGCUGGUGCUGCGUAUCGCCACAGAUGACUCAAAGGCAGUGUGUCGUCUGAGUGUGAAGUUCGGGUCCCCGCUCAAAGCUUGUCGAGGUCUUCUGGAGCGGGCUAAAGAACUGGGACUGAACGUGAUCGGUGUCAGCUUCCAUGUUGGCAGUGGCUGUACUGAUCCGAAGGCCUACAUGCAGGCCAUCGCUGAUGCUCACUGUGUUUUCAAAAUUGGGGAUGAGCUCGGCUGCAACAUGGAUCUCUUGGACAUUGGUGGUGGUUUCCCUGGUUCUGAUGAUGCUGAAACUAAAUUUGACGAGGAAAGAUGCCAUAUGAUGGAUGUAAUCAACUCUGCAGUGCACAAGUAUUUCCCUGCUGACUCUGGCGUUAAGAUCAUUGCUGAGCCAGGACGCUUUUAUGUAGCUUCUGCUUUCACACUGGUUGUCAACAUCAUUGCCAAGAAGGUCAUCAUGGGCAAAGACUCAAGCUCUGAUGAGGAAGAUGAAGGGGCCAAAGAAAAAAACAAUGGCAGGACUAUGAUGUACUAUGUCAAUGAUGGAUUGUAUGGAUCUUUCUUUUGUUCAGCCUUGGAAUGUUCUACAUAUUUACCAACACUGUAUAAGAAACCAAAGCCAGAUGAGAUCAUGUACCCCUGCAGCAUCUGGGGCCCAACUUGUGAUGGUCUUGAUCGCAUUGUUGAGCAGUGUUACUUGCCUGACAUGCAGGUGGGCGACUGGCUGGUCUUUGAAAACAUGGGUGCCUACACUGUGGCUGCCUCUUCCACCUUCAAUGGUUUCAAAAGACCUGACCUUCACUAUGUCAUGUCCCGUCCUGCUUGGCAACACAUGCAGCAGAUUGGCCUGCAGGGAAUGCCAGCUUAGUAUAAAAUCUCC
Molecule: messenger RNA, 1323 nt
Organism: Paralichthys olivaceus (Japanese flounder)
Lineage: Eukaryota; Metazoa; Chordata; Actinopteri; Pleuronectiformes; Paralichthyidae
Source: RefSeq, a predicted model, not a curated record